Molecule: messenger RNA, 5037 nt
Organism: Nyctereutes procyonoides (raccoon dog)
Lineage: Eukaryota; Metazoa; Chordata; Mammalia; Carnivora; Canidae
Gene: MZF1
Product: myeloid zinc finger 1
Exons: 6
Coding region: 1195-3471 (758 amino acids)
Biological process (GO): regulation of transcription by RNA polymerase II
Molecular function (GO): RNA polymerase II cis-regulatory region sequence-specific DNA binding; DNA-binding transcription factor activity
Source: RefSeq, a predicted model, not a curated record
GGCAAGGUGGCACUCGGGCUGAUGCGUGGAGCAUUCUGGGAGACAUAGUCCGGCCGGGGAGGGGGAAGUCGGCGAGUGCGCAUGCUUAGGAGCGCGGAGCGGCCGGCUGAGCAUGGAGGUGAGGGCGGGGGCCUCCCGACGAGGAAGGCUUGGGCGGGGACCCGGUUGGUGGCUGCGGACUCUUGGAUUCCAGCUAUCCAGCGGGAUCUGGAGCGCGGAGUAGGGGCCUAGGCACUCAUUCUCAGCGAGCCGGGCGCUGUCGCGCGACGCUCUUCACUCACUGCAUUACCACAGCUACAAGGACUGGGAGCCCCGCCCCCUGGUUGCCAUGGCGGCACUUGACCUGCCUGGGGAGGUAGGGAGGGGAUGCUCUCUAAAGUGGAAGUUGCCCUCCAAGAUUUCUGGUAACUGUAGUUCAGAAAGCUUCGCAGUGGCUAGCUGGCUUAAAAACGGUCCAACUUUCUCCCAAGGUUGCAGGUCGGAAGUUUGACUCACGGGAUCCAGAGGCCCUGGAAAUCGAGUCUACUCACUUAAUAAACUCAGAUUCCUUCACAAAACCCGCACAUUACUCCCAGCUGCGAAAGGUGCAGCAAUGGCGGGGAAGGGGGGGGCAUCCCCACUUAUCGGGGAUGGUAAAGAUGGGGAAACUGAGGUUCACAGAAACCUGCUAAGGUUACAUAGCUAAUAGGCAAGAUCAGAUUUUCCCACCUUGCUUGCAGGCACCUGGUCCAGUUGUUUUGGGACCUUUUUGGGUCCCCUGUAAGCUCCCAUCACCUCCUAAACCCGCCUAAAUCAGGAAGCUAAAGAGAUGGUGGGGCAUUACCUUGUGUGAUAAGUUGGGCCGGUUCAGAGGUUGAGGCUGAAUGGGGGUGAGGGGAAGCUGCCUUGCCCAGUUGAUCUUGCCCAUCUCUGGGGGUGGGGAACAGAUAGAGGCUGCCCUAUGGGACUGAGCGCAGAAGGGAAUGGUCUGAGAGACUAGAUGGGAGAGUGGGUGGUGCAAUGAUGGGCUGGUAUUGGGCAGGCAUGGGGAGUCCUGGGGGGUGGGUGGUAGUGGCACUUACAUUGCAGAUGUCAUUUACUUGGCAGGGGGAGAGCCACAAGACAGGGAUGACGUGGUGUGUGUUGAAGGGCAGGAUUUAGGGAAGAAGGAAUGCUUACUGUGCCUAAGAAGCCUCCUAUAUAUGGAGAAAAGGAAUGCCAGAGACUGUGGGAAGAUAUCCUCAGAACCCCAGCCCAGUCUUUCCAAUGAGACCCGCAGCACUAGGCUCCCCAGGUCACACAUCCCUGGAAGAUGAGGGACCUGUCAUGGUGAAGCUGGAGGACUCUGAGGAGGAGGGUGAGGCCACCCGGUGGGAUCCUGGCCCAGAGGCUGCGCGCCAGCGUUUUCGACACUUCCACUAUGAGGAGGCAGUGGGUCCCCAAGAGGCCCUGGCCCAGCUCCGGGAGCUAUGCUGCCAGUGGCUGCGACCAGAGGUGCACUCCAAGGAGCAGAUGCUGGAGCUCCUGGUACUGGAACAGUUCCUGUGCGCACUGCCCCCUGAGAUCCAAGCUUGCGUGGAGGGACAGCAGCCAGGCAGCCCUGAGGAGGCCGCUGCCCUGGUUGAGGGGCUGCGCCGGGAGCCAGGAGGCCCCCGGAGAUGGGUCACAGUCCAAGUGCAGGGUCAGGAGGUGUUAUCAGAGAAGAUGGAGCCCUCCAACUUCCAGCCCCUCCUUCAAACCAAGCCUCAGACUCCAGAAUGUGGCCCUAGGACACCAUCUGAAGUCAGACAAGAGUCACCACUUGGCCUUCAGGUGAAAGAGGAGCCCACGGUUACAGAGAACCGAGAGCUUCUGGAUUCUGGGCCUCUAGCCACUCCCCAGGAAGCCACUUCUACUCUCCUGCCUAAAGAGGCCCAGGGCUGUGAGAUAGUGCUGGACCAGGCCUCUCCCCACAGCAAGACUGGGCUUGAGGGGCCUUCAUGGAGGGUGCAUCCUGGGGCCCUGUGGCAGGAGGAAGCUGGGGGCAUCUUCCCUCCAGGGUUUGCGCUCCACAUGGACAGUGUCUCUGCUGGCCCAGGCACUGUGAGCCCCCACCUCCACAUUCCCUGGGACCUCAGCAUGGCUGGCCUCACUGACCAACUGCAGUCACCUUCCUGUGAAAGUGGCUUCUCACAUGCAGUGGUGCUCCCCAAUGGCCCUGGAGGUGAGCAGAAGCCCACGAACGAGGAUCCGGGCCAGCUCCUGGGCCCCAUACUGGCCAAUGCCCGCUGGCGUGUGCCCAGAGGCCGGGGUCGAGGCCGAGACCUAGGCCGCCCCAGCACAGGCCCCGGGGCAGGGCGAGGUGGCCGCUGCGACGUUUGCGGGAAGGUGUUCAGCCAACGCAGCAACCUACUGAGGCACCAGAAAAUACACACAGGAGAGCGGCCAUUCGUGUGUAGCGAGUGCGGUCGAAGUUUCAGCCGAAGCUCACACCUUCUGCGCCAUCAACUCACACACACUGAGGAGCGGCCAUUUGUGUGCAGUGACUGUGGCCAGGGCUUUGUGCGCAGCGCGCGGCUGGAGGAGCACCGGCGAGUGCACACAGGUGAACAGCCCUUCCACUGUGCUGAGUGCGGCCAGAGCUUUCGGCAGCGCUCCAACCUGUUGCAGCACCAGCGCAUCCAUGGGGACCCCCCGGGACCCGGCUCUGUGACCACCACGCCGGCUACGCCUCCCGGGGCACUGGAGCCCCCAGGCCCCUUCCCCUGCAGUGAGUGCCAGGAGAGUUUCACGCGGCGUGCCGUGCUCCUAGAACACCAGGCAGUGCACACGGGUGACAAAUCCUUUGGCUGUGUGGAGUGUGGUGAGCGCUUCGGCCGCCGCUCCGUGCUGCUGCAGCACCGUCGAGUACACAGUGGUGAGCGACCUUUUGCCUGUGCCGAAUGCGGCCAGAGCUUCCGGCAGCGCUCCAACCUCACACAGCACCGGCGUAUCCACACAGGUGAGCGGCCCUUCGCCUGCACAGAGUGCGGCAAGGCCUUCCGCCAGCGGCCCACACUCACGCAGCACCUGCGCGUGCACACAGGCGAGAAGCCCUUUGCCUGCCCCGAGUGUGGCCAGCGCUUUAGCCAGCGUCUGAAGCUCACGCGCCACCAGCGGACGCACACCGGGGAGAAACCAUACCACUGCAGUGAAUGUGGCCUGGGCUUCACACAAGUAUCAAGGCUCACUGAACACCAGCGUAUCCACACGGGUGAGCGGCCCUUUGCUUGCCCUGAUUGUGGCCAGAGCUUCCGGCAGCAUGCCAAUCUCACACAACACCGGCGCAUCCACACUGGCGAACGGCCCUACCCAUGCCCGGAGUGCGGCAAGGCAUUUCGCCAGCGGCCCACGCUCACGCAGCACCUGCGCACCCACCGGCGUGAGAAGCCUUUUGCCUGCCAGGACUGUGGCCGCCGCUUCCACCAGAGUACUAAGCUCAUCCAGCACCAGCGCAUCCAUAGUGCAGAGUAAGCAGCAUUCACUGUAUACCCUCUCUUGGCUUUUGGCCUUUUGUUGGGGGAGGGCAGUGUGUGCACACAGAAAACUUACCUCACAGGGUUGUUGUGAGGCCUGUGAUCAAAUUUAGGUACAGGCAGGCCCACCCAGGACCUGGCCUCUAGUAGGUGCUCAAUAAAUAGUAGACAGAACUUGGGUCUGGGGAUCCACCCAUUCAGUGCCUCCCUACCUGCGGGGGUCAGUCUGCCCGCCCCACCCAUCCAGCACAUCCCCAACCAGGCAGUCUCUGUGAGAGCCAUGGACUCCUAACAGCACCUCCCGACAUCUGUGGGUGCCACCUUGUAUCAUGGUACUAUUUGUCCAUGAUGCCUUCAGCCCACACAACCAUGGGGCCAAGAACAUCAAGUGCAGUAUAAAAAGCAAACUGGCCAGAGCUGGGGAUAUGUUUUUUUAAAACUUUAAACUUAGGAAGCCAUUUCUUAGGCAUAAAACUAGGUUUUAUCUGGAAAUCGAGAUUCUUUCAUGCAUGUUAACUACCAGCAAGUGCUAAGGUUAGGUUCCCCUUAGGAUAGAACCCUGACCAGUCCAGAAAUCAAUGACCACUGGAGGCCCCAGGCCAGUUCCCUAGCCCUCUAGUGAUCGUUCACAUUCCAUGGAGCAGUUGCUGCCAAGCCUGGCCAGCUGCACAAUCCCCAUGGGCUCCCCCAUACUCGGUGGUCUCUAUGAGGAAUGCAUUCACUGGCAAGUCACAGGAAACACAGCUGGCAGCAGCUUCCGUGUAAGUAUACCUGCCAGUAUAGAUUCAAUGUCCAGACUGGGAUGGCAUCUCUGGAACCCUCUAGACUUUUCCUGUGCCAUUGACUCUUGGCCCUAGUUAUCUUCCCCUUCCAUACCAUUGUCCAGGCCCUUGGCCUAGUGCCCCCUACACCUCCAACUAGUGGGUACACUGGCUGCCGAAAGCGGGAUGAAAAGCAGUGCCAAAGAAAAGACCUUCAUGCAUCAGGAUUUGGCUUGGGACCUAAACCCCACUCUGGACAGGUGUUAGCCUGCCCUUGGCCUAAGGGGUUCUAAGAACAAUCCUUUGAGCCUCAUGUGUCCAAGCUUCUUCCAGGGAUAUGGCUGGACUUUGCUACAAGACUGAGAUCCUGAAAUCAGGGAAAGAAGACAAGCCAGCCUUGGCCAGAGAUGGCCAUCAGCCAAUGGCCAUCCCAGAGAUGUGUUCCCUGCUUCCUUCCCUCCCCUACUCCACCCAUCUUUCCACCUCCCCCCUGGCCUAACCCAGCCAGGACCAGGGACACUCCGGCAUCUACCACAUCUGGCAAAGAACAGCUCCCCAUGUGACACAGUCGGAGUUGGGGGGUUGUCCCCUGGGCCCUAUGCCAACACUUCCUGUCCUCUCCAACCACAAAGGGAACUCUGAGGACUCUGAUCUGGGAUAUACUAAUCAGAGGGGAGGAACACAGUCACUGGGUCCCUAGGUGGAGGCUAGGAGUCAGAUUAAGAAGGGCACACAAACAGUGAAGUAGCUAGUAUUAUGAGGUUAAAGAGUAUUCCCAGAACUUUAUAAAUCCUGUACAUGGA